UCCUUCUUCCACACAGAGCCCUUGGGGGUUGGCAGGGUCUGAGACACGGCAGGGGGUGCCACGCAGUGCACUGCAGUGUGAGCUGGGGCCGUGUCACUAAAGCUAAGAAGUCACCUCUAGGGCCCGGAGGUAGCUGUCCCAUGCUCUGCUGAGCACGGUACCAUGCCUCAGUUCCUCAUCCUGCUGCUGCUGGUGGUGCUGCUGGCACCACUGGGCACAGCCUCCACCCAGGAGGGUGCAGCUAAGGGAGCCCCAAACCCUCCACUUUCCCGAGCACGGAGACAGGUGGACGGUGAGGAUGAGGAUUACGACUACCACUACAACACAGAACCUCCAGAAACACUUAUAAUAGCCUCUGGGCUUGUGACCACGAGGGACCAUCUGAGGUCGGUAGGUACUGUGGGACUUGGAACCCCUGAGCUGCCCACUGUGGAGUCCGGCACAGAGCUGGUCACACAGCAGAGUCCAGUCACAGUGGAUCUGGCCACAGAACUGAGCUCUGGAACUGUUUUCACCAGAGAGGUGUCAUUCAGAGUGGGGGCCCUAUCUGUGCAGCCAGCAGCCACAGAGGAAGAGACCACCCAGCCUGCACCCACGGAAGCUGAGACCACCCAGCCUGUACCCACGGAAGCUGAGACCACCCAGCCUGCACCCACAGAGGCAGAGACCACACAGCCUGCACCCACGGAAGCUGAGACCACCCAGCCUGCACCCACAGAGGCAGAGACCACUCAGCCUGCACCCACGGAAGCUGAGACCACCCAGCCUGCACCCACGGAGGCAGAGACCACUCAGCCUGUACCCACGGAAGCUGAGACCACCCAGCCUGCACCCAUGGAAGCUGAGACCACACAGCCUGCGCCCACGGAGGCAGAGACCACACAGCCUGCAGCCACAGAGGCCCUCCUGAGUAUCACAGUCACAGAAGCUCUGUCCACAGAGUCCAUUGCCACAGUGACCGUGUCCACAGAGUCAGACACCACAGAGUUCUCAUCCACAGAACCCACCCCCACCAUUCCUUUUCUUGGGCACUCUGUCAAUGGGAAGGACACCACUGUGGCAGCUAGUGACUUGUCCGGCUCAGGCCUGAGAAAAGGCCUGGCUGUGCCCACUGGGAGCUCCAUGGCCCCCAUCCCCACCGAGGCCUCAGGCCGCAUCCCUGUGAAACAGUGCCUGCUGGCCAUCCUCAUCCUGGCACUGGUGGCCACCAUCUUCCUUGUGUGCACCGUGGUGCUGGCGGUCCGCCUCUCCCGCAAGGGCCACACAUACCCAGUACGCAGCUACUCGCCCACUGAGAUGGUCUGCAUCUCCUCCCUGCUCCCCGAUGGGGGUGAGGGGGCCCCCACUGUGGCCAACGGGGGCGUGGCCAAGGGCCGGGACCUCAAGGCAGAGGGCAGGGAGGACCGAGAGGGAGAUGACCUCACCCUGCAUAGCUUCCUCCCGUAGCUGCCUGUGAGACCCCGGGGAGAGGGGUCAUGAGGACAGGGCUGCUGCGCCCCAAACAGGGCCCAGAGCAGCCAGGGCCUGCAGCCCCACAGAUACAGCUGGCAGAGCACCUCCUCUCACCUCCUGCCGUGGCAGAGCUGGCUGUCUCGGAACUGUCCCAGGCCAGGCCAGUGGCAGGCGGCCUCCCUGCCUGUGAGACCUUUGCCCCUUCCUUGCCCAGGUCAGUUCUGGGGGCCCCUGAGUCCCCGCUGCUGCCUGCUGUCCACCUCCCUGCAGGCCACUGGGGCGCAUCCCCAAGUACUGAAUUAGACUAAGUUCCUCUGCCCCACGGCCACCACCUUUUCCUUUGGAACACUUGGAGGAGGUGCUGACAGAUUCCUGAGGCCAUUUCCUUCUGUCCUCUGCCCCAUGAGGGGCACCCUGGGCUUCCUUGGGCACUGCUCUGGGGACCCAGGAAACCCUCAGCCUGUGGGGGCUUGGGAAGUAGACCCUCUCUGGGACUCUGUGGGCCAAUGAGAUUCCAUCUGGGAACAGAGUGAUCCCACUCUGCCCUCGCUGGCUUUUACCUGUGGCCGUGUUUCAGGGUGGGCUCUGUCCUGUUCUCAGCAGCGUCCUCCAGCCCCCCAGCCCAGCCUCAAUAAAUAUGUGCUGAAGGCUGCGUGGUGGCUGAAUCCUUUGCAGGCUCCAAGCUGCCCCCUCCAGGAAGCCCUCCGGGCUUUCUCCAUCCUGCAGCCUGGCGUGCUGGGUGCUACCCGGUGGCAGGGCAGGUCUUCAGCCCAAGCUCUCGGGGACCCCCUUGGUGUUCUGCUCAGCUGACAUUGCCCGUCAGCAGUGUGGCAUCUUGGUCCUGCUUGGGCAGCUGGGGAAGGUUUCACACUGUGAGGGAAAAUGAGGGCUUAAUUCACCCCCCUGCAGGGCGUGGCAGUGGCUGUCCCCAGAUCACCAGCACAUGCCCACAUGCCCACACUGUCCCUCUCAGAAGCCGACCUUGCCAUGAGUGCCAGAAGCAGCUCCUCCCAGGGCAAAUCAGCCAUAGCAAGUGCUCCCCACGGCCCAGAGGAGUCAGAUGGCAUGGCAUCCAACAUGUGGAAGGACUUAGUGGCACAAGCCUAUAAUCCCAGCACUCUGGGAGGCUGAGGCAGGAGAACCUCAAGUUCAAGAGUAGCCGGACCAAUUUGGCAACCUAGCAAGAUACUGUCACAAGCUUUUACAAAUUAAUAAAGGGCUGGUAAUGUAGCUAAGUGUGAAGGCCCUGGGUUCAACCCCCAGUACCAACUAUAGAGAAUUAAAAAACACAAAUAAAUGAGAAAAAUUGGCAGGGAAGAGGGAGGUUGUGUGGAGACAAAGUAUGUUACACGCAGGCACCAAUAUGCAAGGAGAAAGCCAGUACUCUGUGUAACUAAUACGCACUAAUAAAUUUUUAAUAAAAAAUGUUAUUUACAAA
Cavia porcellus (domestic guinea pig) is the source of this 2890-nucleotide messenger RNA. It is a transcript of the gene Selplg, whose product is annotated as selectin P ligand. NCBI's taxonomy places the organism in Eukaryota, Metazoa, Chordata, Mammalia, Rodentia, Caviidae. The transcript has 2 exons. The record is from RefSeq and is a predicted model, not a curated record. Gene Ontology annotation, cellular component: plasma membrane. Bases 163 to 1446 code for a protein of 427 amino acids. Gene Ontology annotation, biological process: leukocyte tethering or rolling.